Molecule: messenger RNA, 6507 nt
Organism: Rhinolophus ferrumequinum (greater horseshoe bat)
Lineage: Eukaryota; Metazoa; Chordata; Mammalia; Chiroptera; Rhinolophidae
Gene: EVI5
Product: ecotropic viral integration site 5
Exons: 20
Coding region: 11-2608 (865 amino acids)
Source: RefSeq, a predicted model, not a curated record
UACCACCACAAUGACUGCUGCUUUUACAAACUCUAAAAGGAAACAGGUGGCGACAGACAAGGUUGCAGAAAAGCUGAGUUCUACUCUCUCAUGGGUGAAGAACACGGUAUCACACACAGUCAGUCAGAUGGCCAGUCAGGUGGCAAGUCCAUCUGCUUCAUUACAUACUACAUCGUCAUCUACGACGCUAUCAACGCCAGCCCUCUCACCCUCUUCCCCGUCACAGUUGAGUCCAGACGAGGUAGAACUCCUGGCUAAACUGGAGGAACAGAAUAGAUUGUUAGAGACGGACAGUAAAUCUUUAAGAUCUGUAAAUGGGUCAAGAAGAAACAGUGGUUCCUCCCUUGUAUCAAGUUCAUCAGCCUCGAGCAAUCUCAGCCAUCUUGAAGAAGACUCUUGGAUACUUUGGGGAAGAAUCGUUAACGAAUGGGAAGAUGUGCGCAAAAAAAAGGAAAAGCAAGUUAAGGAACUUGUUCGUAAAGGGAUACCCCACCAUUUUAGAGCAAUAGUUUGGCAACUUUUAUGCAGUGCACAAAGUAUGCCAAUUAAGGAUCAGUAUUCAGAACUCCUGAAAAUGACUUCGCCUUGUGAAAAAUUGAUCCGAAGGGACAUUGCUAGAACUUACCCUGAACAUAAUUUUUUUAAGGAAAAAGAUAGCCUUGGACAGGAGGUUUUAUUUAAUGUAAUGAAGGCAUAUUCUUUAGUGGAUCGUGAGGUUGGUUACUGUCAAGGAAGUGCUUUCAUAGUUGGACUGUUGCUUAUGCAGAUGCCAGAAGAAGAAGCUUUCUGUGUAUUUGUUAAAUUAAUGCAAGAUUAUAGACUUCGUGAACUUUUUAAACCAAGUAUGGCAGAAUUGGGCCUUUGUAUGUACCAGUUUGAAUGCAUGAUACAGGAGCAUCUUCCGGAGCUUUUUGUACAUUUUCAGUCUCAGAGUUUUCAUACCUCAAUGUAUGCAUCAUCCUGGUUUCUGACUAUCUUUCUUACGACUUUUCCACUACCAAUUGCAACAAGGAUAUUUGAUAUCUUUAUGUCUGAGGGUUUAGAAAUAGUGUUUCGAGUAGGAGUAGCACUUCUUCAAAUGAAUCAGGCAGAACUGAUGCAACUUGACAUGGAAGGAAUGUUACAGCACUUUCAGAAGGUCAUCCCACAUCAGUUUGAUGGUGGUCCAGACAAAUUAAUCCAGGCAGCUUACCAAGUCAAGUAUAACUCAAAAAAAAUGAAAAAGCUUGAAAAGGAAUACACUACAAUAAAAACUAAAGAAAUGGAAGAGCAAGUUGAAAUUAAAAGGUUACGCACAGAAAAUAGGCUUUUAAAACAGCGCAUUGAAACAUUAGAAAAAGAAAGUGCUUCAUUGGCAGAUAGAUUGAUACAGGGACAAGUGACAAGAGCCCAGGAGGCUGAGGAAAACUACCUCAUAAAACGGGAACUGGCCACCAUCAAACAGCAGAGUGAUGAGGCCAGUGCUAAACUGGAGCAGGCUGAAAAUACCAUCAGGAAGCUCCAGCACCAACAACAAUGGCAUAAAUGCAGUUCCAACUACAAUGAAGAUUUUGUGCUACAGCUGGAGAAGGAAUUGGUCCAAGCCCGUUUAAGCGAAGCCGAGUCUCAGUGUGCGCUAAAGGAGAUGCAGGAUAAAGUUCUGGAUAUAGAGAAGAGAAACAACUCCUUUCCUGAUGAGAAUAACAUUGCAAGACUUCAGGAAGAACUCAUUGCGGUGAAACUGAGAGAAGCAGAAGCUAUUAUGGGUUUGAAAGAACUUAGACAACAAGUCAGAGAUUUAGAGGAGCACUGGCAGCGCCACUUAGCUCGUACUAGCGGGAGAUGGAAAGACCCACCUAAGAAAAAUGCUGUGAAUGAGUUACAAGAUGAACUGAUGACCAUUCGACUUAAAGAAGCUGAAACGCAGGCAGAAAUAAGAGAAGUAAAACAAAGGAUGAUGGAAAUGGAGACACAGAACCAGAUCAAUAGUAACCAUCUUCGAAGAGCAGAACAAGAGGUGAUCAGUCUACAAGAGAAGGUGCAGUAUCUUUCAGCACAGAAUAAAGGACUACUUACUCAGUUAAGUGAAGCAAAGCGCAAACAAGCAGAGAUUGAAUGCAAGAACAAGGAGGAAGUGAUGGCAGUGAGACUCCGGGAAGCCGACAGCAUAGCUGCUGUGGCUGAACUACAACAGCACAUUGCAGAGCUUGAAAUCCAGAAAGAAGAAGGAAAGCUUCAAGGACAGCUUAACAAGUCUGAUUCUAACCAGUAUAUUAGGGAACUGAAAGAUCAGAUAGCAGAGCUGAAUCAUGAGCUCAGGUGCCUAAAAGGCCAGAGGGGCUUCUCAGGCCAACCCCCUUUUGAUGGAAUCCACAUCGUCAACCAUUUAAUAGGAGAUGAUGAAUCAUUCCAUUCCUCUGAUGAAGAUUUUCUAGAUAAUUCCCUACAGGAGAGUGGCGUUGGUUUUCCUUUGCACAGAAAAUCCGGCCCGAUGUCUUUGGACCCCACUGUGGCAGAUGGUAGUGAAAGCGAAACAGAAGACAGUGUGCUGGAGACCAGAGAGAGCGAUCGAGUGGCUCAAAAGGAGCGGCACCCAGGAAGGAAAGAGUCAUACUCAACCACUGUCUGACCAUCACUGUGAACUAGACUGUGGAUUUUUUUUAAGGGAUCAGUUAUCAUAUGAUUAUUAAGGGUUUUUGGAACAUAUCUGUUUCAUAUGUACAUAUAUAUAUUUUUUUCAAUCUUAUCUGCCUUUUUAUCUUUGCCAAAUCUUCACCACUGACUUACCAUUGCCAUAAAGUAUACUGGAAUAUGGUUAAUGGGAAAAAUAAGGUUCUAACAGUAUUACUGAAUGUUAGUGUUUCUUGUUUAGAAAAUGCAAUUAUAUCUAUAUAUGGGAACCAUUUAGAAGUUCGGAACUAUGGAAAAUUGAAUUGUCUUCAGACAAAACUGCUCUUGUGCAAUAUUUUAUGCUCAGUAAACAAAUUGUAUAUUUAUGUUUAUCAGUUUGUUUUCAGGGCAGCUGUCUACAGACAUUUGACCAAGUCAAAUAUCUGAUUUAUCUUGUGCUUUUGAAUUAGGGAUUUUUUUUUUCAAUUAAAAUAACUGCUUUAUUAGUGGGCCACUGAAAGUUCCCAAACACAGUGUCUUUUUUCCAUUUACUUUUAUAAAUACAAAUUAAUGGUUAUCUAGCUUGAGAGUUUUAAGUUUUGUUUGAAUUUCUAAUUUUUAUGUCCAUAUGACACUUCCAAUAUAUUGCUUACCAGUCAGAACAGUAGGUUAACUGCAAAUAUAUUGUCUUUUUGUACAUAAUUUAUAAAUCUCCAUCACCCAACAUUGAACGUCAUUUUAUAUGGAGACUGUACAUGUUGCAAAAUGACUGCCUUUGGCAGUUCUAACAGGAUUUCUGUAAAUAUAUAGGUUAAAAUUGAAAAUAAAAACAAACACUAAUAUUUUAAUAGCUUUAGUAUUUUGAUUAGCAUUCAACACUAGCGAGUUCAUAACUUAAAUGAUACUUGUUCAGAAACACUAUUGGUGAAAUCUUUUACUUCGUGUGUGUGUAACUAAUAAAUUUUCCAUAAUUAAAGAGGUGAUAGCACACAUUACUUAGUGCUAAUAUUCUACUUAGUAUAAUUUAAGCAGUGGACUGAAGUCCACGAUAUACAACAGCUGUAUCUGCAAAUAAUCUAUGAACAUUAUCUUCAGAUUCUCUAUUAACUAAUCUAUAGAUAAAGCCAUAAAAAUUCUAUCUUACCAGUUCUUCCUUUUUUAUCAUCUAGACUAUUUUUCCUAGAAAACUGAAUGCCUAUCAUUGAUAAAUUGGAGGAAACACUCAAAUUACACUUGCACUAUGGGAAAACAGCGAGAAUGCAUUGACUGGAUGCUUCCCACUCUCGUUUUCAUCAGCAUCCUAUGGAAAAAAAUAGCCUUCAGGGACAAGAGGGGAAAGUAGAAUUCAGUAUAUAUGGAGAUACAAUUUUGCACGAUAUAUAGCAUGCAGAAAAAAAAAUGAUAUGAAUGAAUGGAGUGUAAGAGAGAAAAACAGUUUGCCGUCUAAAACCAGGAGUUAAACCAUGAACUAGGCUUUUCCAGAAAGCCCUUUGUAGUUAUUUGUUUGAGAAACAAAAUUGAAAACAUGCCUGCUGUGUCCAUAGCACCAGGCUAAAUUCUACUGGUUAAGUAACCUGUGGUCACAAGUUAGUAAGUAGCAGAGCCAAGAUUUUGAUUCAGAUCUCUCUGACACCAAAGCAUUUGAAAAGGUUCAGCUAAUGAAUUUCUCAAUUCCCUGCUUUGCGGACAAUGAAUGUGAUUUAAUAAAUUUGAUUUAAAUGUGUUUCCUGAAUAUAUAUAGAUACAUAUAUCUAUAUCUGUGUAUAGAUAUAUAACUAUCAACACUCAUAAACUCUACACAGUUUAUGAAAUAGAUACUCCUAGAAUUGUCUGACUGCUGCUUUUGGGAUACUCUUUUUUUUCCUGGGGUCCACUACUGUCAGCCUAGAGGCUGUUGAUGCCCAAGUGAAAUGAGAUGAUUCAUGCAUGGCCACAUGAUUGCUUCGACCUCCGCAUCAAGAAAUCUGAGUGAUCUAGACCACCGGUCAGCCAAUUCCAGCCAGCUGCCCGUCUUCAUGUGACCCACAAGAUAAGAGUGGUUUUUACGUUUUCAGAUACUUGAUGGAAAAGAAUCAAAAGAAUAAUAUUUGGUGUCACAUGAAAAUCAUAUAAAAUUCAAAUGUCAGUGUUGAUAAAUAAAAUUUUAUUGGAUACCCAUGUUUAUCCGUUUACACAGUGUCUGUGGCUGCUUUUGUGCUACAGUGGCAGAGUUGAGUAGCCUAAAAUAUCUACUAUCUGGCUCUUUAAGGCAAAAGUUUGCUGACCCUUGAUUUAGAUACUCUAAAAACUAGGUUUAUUUCAAUUGGCCUCAAUAGAAGAUUGAACUAUUUGUUUUUGCUGUUGAGCUAAUGGUUUAUAAACCUAAAAUUUUCUAAUGGAUCUUAGAACUAUUUAAAAUGGGAAGUGUGCAAGCUACUUUAUAUCAUGAAUUCUUUGACACACCAUGGACAAAUUUGGAAGGAUAGAUGUCUCUUCGGAAAUGGAGAAAGAAUUCCAGAAUCCUAGCAGUGUUCUUUAUGUAUUGCUGACUGUUAGAGCAUGCUUCAUCAAGUCAUUGUUACAAUUUGAUUUUACAAGUCAGAACAUCUUUCUAAAUCGUGUUUGAAUUCUAAACUUGGAAAGGUAUUCUUAGAGAAUUUCCUAAGUACUGUUUCUGGUUAGGACUUAGGUGUUAAAAGAACCAUGGUAAGUAAAACUUAAUCCGUUGAUACUCUUGUAAUUUGUUUGGACAAUGAAAAACAAGAAACAAUCUUCUCAUUCAAGAUCUUUAAUUCAAAUACUCCUUAGAAAGGUUUAAAACCUUCCUGGAUACUACGGUCUGAUUUGACUCCAUUACCUUCAAAUUAAGACUUUGAGGCAUUGGACAAUAUUUUCUUGACAGAUUUUAAUUAGUCUCUGGUAUUUUGUGUCAUUCACAAAAUACAAAGUUGAGGAAUAAACAGAAUUGAGGAAUACUGAGGAGUGGGGCAUAAGUAAAUGAAGUAAUUUUUUAAAAUUCACAAUAAAAAAAAAAAGAACUUACUCCCUUGGGACAGUUACCUUCCUGGCAUUAUUGCCAUCAUGGGUUGAAAUGCUGAGAGUCGAGCGUUACAAGUGACCUGAAUUAAAUGGAAAUUGCGUUGUAGUGAUGAAACAGAGACCUUUAAAUCAAGAAAAUAUUUCAACAGCCUUUUAAAAAGUUAGUGGUAAUUUUUAUCUGCCUGGAAAAAGAAGUCAAAUAUGUAACUUACAUAAUUUCUACCCCUUUUAUUGAUAAAUAUUAGGCACUCAAUGUUUGAUGACUAAUUGAACAUCAAGUCCCAACUAACUAGCUGGCUAUUUUGGAAGAAACAAAAUUCAACUCUUUCUUGGCUCUGAACAUAUCCUCCAGAUAGUGCCUUUGAUUGAAAACAAAGUCUAGACGUUUUUAAGUAUUUUAUUUCUGAUAGCAUAAGAAAUUAUUUGGCUCCUCAUUCUUUUUUAUCUUUUACAUAAUGCACUAUAAUUUUCAGAUUUAAAAUAAAGUAAGUAUAGGAGUUGUGUUUUGGUAAAGCCCUUUCAUGGCCAGCUUAAUUGUAGUACCACAUGUCGAGAGCUAACCUUUCAGAAAUCAAGGGCUUACCUUAUUAAAAUAAUGAGCUUUAGUGAGAAAGUUACUGCUGCUCUAUCAUUCACAAAACAGUAAGCUUUUUUUUAGUUAAUUUUAAUUCAUUUACUGAGAUUAAAAUUUCUGAUUAAAAGUGGAGUGGAUGCUAUUUAUAAUCCAAGUUUUUUAUAUCACAUCCAUUGAGCUACGUAUCCCUUCCUUUCACUCCGAAGAAGAGAUGAUAGACUAAUACAUUAGACAUGCUAUAGAGAUGCGAAAUUAUAAUGUAUUUCAUUUUACUGUUGGAAUUUCUUAUUGUAACAUUGUAUGAUAAUCUGAAAUGUUUACUUGUG